This is a messenger RNA of Priapulus caudatus, 468 nucleotides long. Its product is annotated as 3-oxoacyl-[acyl-carrier-protein] reductase FabG-like. The record is from RefSeq and is a predicted model, not a curated record. Lineage: Eukaryota; Metazoa; Priapulida; Priapulimorpha; Priapulimorphida; Priapulidae. The coding region runs from base 1 to 468 and encodes 155 amino acids. The transcript has 5 exons.
AUGGCAAGUUUAGCUGGAAAGGUAGCUCUCAUCACAGGUGCCAGUUCAGGCAUCGGCGCUGCCACUGCUAUAUUAUUUGCCAAACACGGAGCGAAGCUAUCACUGACAGGUCGAAACCUUGACAAUCUCAAUAAAACAAAGAAGGAAUGCUUGAAAGUAAACAGUGAUCAUCAGAAGAUCCAUCUGCUCCAGGGUGACCUGUUCUAUUCCACCGAGUUCAAGCUGUGUACUCGACCAUCCACGCUCCCUGGCGUGAUUGUCACAGAGCUGCAGCGAAGAGGAGGUCUUGAUGCUGAAGCUUAUACCAAGUUUCUGGAGCACAGUCGGAAGACCCACGCACUCGGUCGCACGGGACAACCGAUAGAAGUCGCGCGUGUCAUAGCCUUCCUCGCAUCUAGUGAUUCCUCCUUCAUCACUGGAGCAACUAUACCUGUAGAUGGUGGCCGCCAUGCAAUGUGCCCAUAUUAG